Molecule: messenger RNA, 1797 nt
Organism: Aspergillus luchuensis
Lineage: Eukaryota; Fungi; Ascomycota; Eurotiomycetes; Eurotiales; Aspergillaceae
Product: Zn(II)2Cys6 transcription factor domain-containing protein
Exons: 2
Coding region: 1-1797 (598 amino acids)
Biological process (GO): regulation of DNA-templated transcription
Molecular function (GO): zinc ion binding; DNA-binding transcription factor activity, RNA polymerase II-specific
Source: RefSeq, a predicted model, not a curated record
AUGCGUCUUUCUCCCUCCACCCAUGUGAGGGAUACAGUGAUUGGUCCCCUGAGAUCGAGGCGGGGUUGCAAAACCUGCAAGGCUCGGAGAGUCAAGUGUGGUCAGGAAAAGCCAAGUUGUCUUCGUUGCAGCAAGACAGGCCGUAACUGCGAAUAUGAAGGCCCCAAUCUAGGCACGUUUUCCUCCACACCUGCGACCAUUUCAGUCCUCGACAAGCCACUGUCUUCGGCACCGGAUACAGUCUGGAAGGAGCGUCGCGCAUUCGCCUACUACUUCCAACAUAUUGCCCUGUUCAUCGGCGGGGGUCUAGAAGUUGACUUCUGGAGCACCAUCGUUCCCCAGAUUUGCCGCAGCGAACCCGCUGUGUGGGAUGCCAUCAUCUCCCUGAGCACCCUGUUUGAGAGCCCAGAGCCAUGUCCAGAUAUAGCCUUUCAACGUCAGAAAGACGUCGUUCUCCUUAAUCAGUACCACCGAGACGCCAUCAGCUGGUAUUCCCGCUCAAUGGCCCAAGUCCGUCAGCGACUGGACCGCGGCGACGGGGAUGUCCUGGUCGGACUGGUCAGCUGUAUACUUUUCAUGUGCAUUGAAGGUUUUCAGGGCGGUGCAGCACAAGCCACCCUGCUUUACGGUCAAGGCGUACAGCUUAUCGUCACAUUGCGUGCUCAGAUCGCUUCUGGGGUCAUAUCGUCAUCCAAAACUGCAUGGUUGGAGGACAUCAUCGUUCCGAUCUUCAUUCGUCUUGGGGCAACGGCGCUCAACUUUUCCGCUGUUCCGGUCGGCGCUUUGCUGCCCGACGCUGACCAUACCUUGACACAGAGGUUUGCCUCUCUCAAAUCUGCUCGCGAAGCCCUCGUUCUCUUGCUUGCAGAGGCUCAGCUCUUCCAGCGUGUCUGCCUGCCAUAUUUCUUGGAACCUGAAGGAUUCAACCCAUCUCGCGAGUUGCUCGAUCAACGCCUCGCUCUAUUCGGUAGACUAAAGGUGUGGUACGCUGCGUUCACGGAUUUGAUGGAAAUCUUGCAUAUGAAAGGGUCUUUAUCACCGCAGCAAAUCAGCACUGGCGCCCUCCUUCUCGCUUAUCACGAGAUGCUAUACGUAAUGAUCGGGACUUUCACAUGUCAGCUGGAGACCGCAAACGACGCAUACCUUCCGCAAUUUCAAAACAUAGUGGACCAGUCUCAAGUCGCGCUGGGUGCUUCGGCUCGAUCAGACGGAUCCCAACCUCCACUUUCGCUUGAACUUGGCAUCUCGAUUCCCCUGUGGUUCACUAGUCUAAAAUGCAGAGAACCCAAACUUCGACAAACAGCAUUAAGCCUAGCUGGUCAAGCACCUGCAGUGCAGGCAUUCUACAAGGUUAUCACUGGGGCAAGGUGGUCGCAAACAAUCAUAACAAUAGAAGAAGUGUGCGCAGUGGUUAUGAAGUCAUCUGAAGGACUGCCGGAGUCGACGAGUCAAUUGCAACACCCAUACUGUCAGGACUUUGGCAGCAGCAUAAUCGGUUCGGAUCUCGGAAGUCAACCCAGCACACCAGGACUGGAAUUUGUCGCCAGCCCAUACUCGGUGGAUUCGGAUGUGGAUACCGGGACAGCAGUCACAGAACUCGUCCCAGAAGAGGCACGCAUUAGACCCAUAAACCUCUUCCGUGUCCAAGACGGCUUCCCUCCAGGAACAACGGAGGAAGAAAUCGCAAGAUGGAGCCCGUAUCGUGAUCAAAGCUUCAUGCAUUAUCUACGGAAUGAGCGUGAUCCAGUCACUGGUGCUUGGAAGAUUGCGCAUGGGUUCACUCCAAUUGAUUACUGA